UCUCCUAUAUAUUAGAGAUAGCGUUUCGCUACUGUAUUAUCUAGACUCUAACAUCUUCUCUCUUGAAGAUUUUCGGCUAUUUUCUUCAUUUGAUUUCGGCUAUUUUUCCUUUUUAUUCUGUUUUAUUUUCUGUUCAAAGGAAGAUUAUACUUUUGUUUAUUGAUCACCAUGUCUUAUUCUCAUCCACACCCUCCGAUCCGUCACCACCACCACUACCAACACCGACACCAACAUCAGCAACAUAGUUCGAGACUUUUGGGAUCAUUGCCGCCAUCCUAUAGGAUUGGGUUCAAUCUGAGUUAUCAACACCAAAGAAAUGCGACAAUUCCACAACAGAAUUCUACCGCCGGUAGAUUUCAGUUUCAAGACGGUGUUGAUGUUCCAACAUCUAGGGUUAGGGUUCUUCCCAACAGUACGAGUACGCUUCAGUUUCAAGAAGGUGUUGCCGUGGUGGAUGAUGUUUCAGCCUCUAGGAUUAGGGUUCUUCCCAUUACUACAAUUACUGCUCAAGCUCAAGAAGAUGUUGCCAUGAUGCGUGAUAUAUUAUCGCGAUUACGUCCGUUAUCAAUAUCAGCAUGUACGAGGACACGAGUUCACCAUCAAUCAACAACCUCUUCAUGUUUCAACGGUUCUGGAGGAAAUCUGGAAAAGGAGAACGACUCUUGCAUUAUCUGCCAAGCUGAGUACAAGACGCUGGAAAAGAUCGGAAUAUUGGAGUGUGGACACGAAUACCAUGUAGAAUGCGUUAAGCAGUGGCUCCUGAUUAAUAAAACCUGUCCAAUUUGCAGACGACCAGCUCUUCCAUAAUCUUAAAGGAAUUGAAGGACAGCUGAAGUAUUUAUUAAUCCUGGCAAACCAACUGG
Molecule: messenger RNA, 863 nt
Organism: Papaver somniferum (opium poppy)
Lineage: Eukaryota; Viridiplantae; Streptophyta; Magnoliopsida; Ranunculales; Papaveraceae
Product: probable E3 ubiquitin-protein ligase ZFP1
Exons: 1
Coding region: 169-807 (212 amino acids)
Cellular component (GO): nucleus
Molecular function (GO): ubiquitin protein ligase activity
Source: RefSeq, a predicted model, not a curated record